AUGCAUUCCAAGACCGUUCUUCUUUCUCUCCUUGCCGCUUCCGGCGCCUUCGCUGCCCCCCACAGCCGUCGCCACUACGACGACAAGGUCACCGUCGCCCUCAGCGAUGGCGGUGAAACCGGCGCUCAGGUCACCCUCGAAUCCACCGUCCGAGACAUGGCGACCCCCGCCAUCAGCGGUCCCUUCAACUCGAUCGAGAUCCGCCUCGGUGAGGACGUCCAGAACCAAGAACUUCGUUGCCAGGCGCUCGACAACUACGGCAAUCCCAUCGUGGGCACACGCGGCGCCAACAUCGACACCACCUUCUCCGACGCCGGCAAGGGCCCAUGGACCUUCCGCCAAGCCAGCUAUGUCAGUGAGGUGGUCUGCGACCCCACCUUUGUGAAGAUCGAUCCGACAUCCGACGAGCUCAACCUGCGCGUCGUCCUCGAGAGCCAAUCCACCGAGACCGGCUCGCAGACGGUGCUCCCCGCCGGGUACCGCGCCGAGUCAGCCCCCGUAGCAACGAGCGGGCCCUUCGAGACCGUCGAGCUCCGCGUCGGGUCGUUGGUUGAGAAGCAGGACUACCGCUGCAGGAUCCUCGACAUCUACGGGAACCCCCUGAUCGUCCUCCGCGGCGAGAACCGUGACAACACCUUCUCCGACGCCCACAAGGGUGCCUGGACCCUGGAGACCCCCAGCGAGGUCGGCGACAUCAUCUGCGACCCUACCUUUGUUGCCCAAAAGUUGUAA
Fonsecaea erecta is the source of this 732-nucleotide messenger RNA. RefSeq lists its product as hypothetical. The record is from RefSeq and is a predicted model, not a curated record. The transcript has a single exon. Bases 1 to 732 code for a protein of 243 amino acids. NCBI's taxonomy places the organism in Eukaryota, Fungi, Ascomycota, Eurotiomycetes, Chaetothyriales, Herpotrichiellaceae.